Durio zibethinus is the source of this 708-nucleotide messenger RNA. RefSeq lists its product as uncharacterized. Lineage: Eukaryota; Viridiplantae; Streptophyta; Magnoliopsida; Malvales; Malvaceae. The record is from RefSeq and is a predicted model, not a curated record.
ACCUUAUCGAGUCCGAACCAAUGAAUUUUCAUUUCUGUUUACAUCCAAACCUGCAAACUCUAUCCAUAAUCCACCCAGUCACAUUCUACAUCACAAUUUGACUUCCAAAAACAAAAAUGUUGUCUAAUUUUUUAUUUGAAUUCAAACAACCCUCCGAGGUUGUGACUUGUGAUAGAGUCAAUGGCACAUUCACUAACUCCUGUUCCAGGCAGUGCAACAACACACAUUGCCAAAUCAAAGAAGAUUAGAUCUCACAUUCCUACUCUAGGACUGCACAGUGUGUGGGCUUCCUGCCAGAAACCCAAUCAAGUCUUGGAUGAUAAACUUGUUCAUCGCAGGACUGUGACAUUGAGCUUGGCAGGUGCAGUGCUAGGCUUGAAUGUUGGUGACCCGAGGAACGCACAUGCAGCUAGAAAGCCUCCACCGCCUCCGCCGGCGGAGAAAAAAGACCCCAAUGUGAGUGGUGUGCAGGCAAAAGUACUAGCUAGCAAGAAGAGGAAGGAAGCAAUGAAACAAGAAAUUUCCAAGAUGAGGGAGAAAGGAAAACCUAUUGAUGGGCAAUCACCAUCUGAAUAGUGGUCUUAGAUUAUCAAACCUGGAAAAUGUAAAUGCCUUUCAGAGAGGGAAAUUUGUACUACCUUAUUAUAAUAUAAGCAACUUACUAGAUUUUCCAUUUAUUUUGGGAAUUUCUUGUUCAAUAAUGAAGAA